AUGCGUUGGAAGCUUGGUUCACUUAUGGUUUAUGACAACUUAUAUUUGCUUGACACUGUUGCUUCUUAUAAUGAAACCUUGAAUGUAGAAUCACGUGGUACUAAGCGUAAAAUGGAUUAUGAAAAAUCAAGUUCCUUAUGGCACAAACGGUUAGGUCACAUCUCUAGAAAUAGAGUUCAGCGACUUGUAUCUGAUGGAAUUUUAGAUUCAAUUGAUUUUUCAGACUUUGAUGUUUGUAUUGAAUGCAUCAAAGGCAAACAGACCAAAACAAAGAAAUUGGGUGCGAAAAGAGCUACCGAUGUCUUAGAGUUGAUACAUACAGAUAUUUGUGGGCCAUUUCCUACACCUUCUUGGGAAUGGUCAACGAUAUUUUGUAUCAUUCAUAGAUGA
Cannabis sativa is the source of this 390-nucleotide messenger RNA. RefSeq lists its product as uncharacterized. Lineage: Eukaryota; Viridiplantae; Streptophyta; Magnoliopsida; Rosales; Cannabaceae. The transcript has a single exon. The coding region runs from base 1 to 390 and encodes 129 amino acids. The record is from RefSeq and is a predicted model, not a curated record.